Messenger RNA from Lactuca sativa (garden lettuce), 537 nucleotides. The record is from RefSeq and is a predicted model, not a curated record. NCBI's taxonomy places the organism in Eukaryota, Viridiplantae, Streptophyta, Magnoliopsida, Asterales, Asteraceae.
AUGACGUUAUUAAAGCUGGACAAGCGUUUCUGGUGCACAUAUUUCCCGACCACCCUCGAUGGAAAUGUAGGCAUGUGGUUCAAGAUGGUGCGACUAGGUAGCAUUUACAACUUUGGCCAACUCAAGUAUCUGUUCCUCACAAACUUCAUGCAACUACGAAAGUACAAAGGCGAUUCCCACUCCAUCAUCGGAUGUAAGCAAAGGGAAGGGGAAAGCAUAAGAGAAUACUUCACACGGUUUACAAACGCCACAUUAGACACAUCGGGUCAUGAAGAGGGCCUUAUAGUAGGAGAUUUCACAUGGGGACUCCUACCAGGUCCUUUGUCACAGAAACUCAUAGGCAAAAAUCCACCGACAAGAGCCAAGUUAAAGGAAAGGGUGGAAAGAUAUCUAAGACAAAAGGAAGGUGAGGUAGCGAAACAAGCAUAUUUAAACGCUAUAACAGUCAAGCGCUAUAACCCAACCCACGUAGAAACGUCGGGGGGGGGGGGGAAGCAGACACUCCAGGAGAGGGAAGAGACCGAUGGGUCGCUUUAG